GCUUCUCCGCGGCUCGGUUUGGUUUCCGGGUGAUACUGCUUUUCUCUUCAAAGCAGAGGAAAGUCGGGGGCUCAUGUGUCAACAUCCAGGGUUUCCCCGGGGAGGUGUAGCGUUAACGUUAUUCCAAAAAACCUAAUGUUCCUUUGAAGACCGUUUUCUUUUUGUUAGUCUAGUCAUCCCCGGACGUGGCGCUUUCUCGGACCGCAGAGACCAGAAAACGAUCUUCGGCUCCUGCUGCUUUGACGUUAGCUAACGUUAUUUUAAACGAUGACAGAGUACAAAGUGCGAAUAACGUCUCCAAUCAUUUAAUUAUAUCUGGGGACCUGUUAGCUUAGCCAGCUAGCCUGGUAAUUCGACUAGAACAAGGAAUCACGACGAAACACACUGCUGACAUGAUGUUUCCUCAAUCAAGGCACUCGGCAUCCUCUCAGUCCAGCCAACCCCUCAAGUUCACCACAUCUGACUCCUGUGACCGCAUCAAGGAUGAGUUCCAGUUCCUCCAAGCACAGUACCACAGUUUGAAGUUGGAGUGUGAUAAGCUGGCGUCUGAAAAGUCAGAGAUGCAGCGCCACUAUAUCAUGUACUAUGAAAUGUCCUACGGGCUGAAUAUUGAAAUGCACAAACAGGCUGAAAUAGUGAAGAGACUGAAUGGGAUCUGUGCUCAGGUGCUGCCUUAUCUGUCACAAGAGCAUCAACAGCAAGUCAUGGGCGCCAUAGAGAGAGCCAAGCAAGUCACACCCCCUGAGAUGAACUCCAUCAUACGGCAACAGCUCCAGGUGCAACACCUGUCCCAGCUGCAGGGCCUGGCCCUGCCGGUGACCCCACUGCCCCUGGGCCUCACCCCUCCCACCCUGCCCGCCGUGUCCUCCAGCUCUGGCCUGCUCUCCCUUUCCUCCAUCCUGGCCAACUACUCCCACGGCCAGGCCCAGGCGGUGAAGGAGGACAAGGCCAGGGAAGCCGCGGAGAGAGCGCCCCGAGGAGAGGACGGCGACAAGUCAGACUAGUGCAGACACGACAUGAAGGUUUUGGAGGGGGGAAUGGAGUGUUGAGGGGGGGAAAAAAAGAAAGGUAAAACUGUAAAUGGAGAUUGAUGUAAGUCUGGCUGCCUGUCUGCUGAGUGUUGAUGUAGAAGAGUAACUGCAGGGAUGAUAAGAGAAGAGGACAGAAUUGAAACUUUUGGAUGUGCAGAGAACGAAACUGCUGAAUGGCUGAGAGUUAAAUGUUCUUAUUAUUUAGUGAUAAUAAGGCUUCGGGCUUCUAGACAUUACAUAGAUGCUUCUUAUUUUUUUUUUUUAGUAUAAGCCACUAUUAAGCUUAACCAAGAUAAAUGUUUUCCCAUUUGGAGUGAGAGCUGAGGAUAAAAGCUAACAGCAGUGUCCCUUACAUGGAUCUGCCUCUCACAGGUUUAUAUUUCUUACUUUUUUUGUUAUCAGAUCUGUUGCUUUAGUCCCUCUGAUUGUUUCUUACUGGACCCUGUCGCCAGUCACAGUACACAGUUUUUACAACAUCUCAGUUCCUUAUAAGUCCUUUCCCUCCUCAUUACGUACAACAGCGCCAUCAACUUUUUUCCAAAAUAAAAAAAAAAAUGUUGACUAGAGCUGUUUUGGACAGUGAUAUCAUUCAUUUCUUUACUUGGAGUGAAAUUGAAUCUUAGUCUGCUAUUAAAUGGGAUCUUUUUAAAGGGAUGUUUCACUUGUCCGGUGCAUUCAAACCCUUCUAACCGAUGCUUCUUUUCACCUGUUUUUUUUUUUUUUUCCCGUCAUACGACCAACCACUGGAUGCGUUACCUUUUAGCUGUGUACCUCAAUCCUAAAUAAAUGGGAUUAUAUUACAUUAAAAACCUAUAGCUAGUACAAAUGGUAGUAUACCCAUCUAGGGGGUUAAUUUGUGUUUCAUAGGCUUAGCUGCUGCUGCUACGCGCGCUACAUGGCACGGACCAUGACUGGUCUUGGAAUGACAAGAAUUUAAGCUCUGAAAAAAAUUGACUUUAUUUUGACAUGUUUUCGUGACGUUAAAGACAGGUUAAUUAGACAUUUAAAAUGUGUCUGUGUGUGCUUGAGUGAAUGUGAUUGGAAAGAAGAAAACACUUGUUUAAUUUAACUUUUUUUUCUAAAAAGCACCUUUUGUAUUUCCCUCCCCACCCCACCCCUCCCACUCCUGCCUCUUCCUCGCACCGGUCCACUCUUUAACUGACCAAGAAAAACUUGAACAGGAUCUAAACUUCAGAACCAGACGGUCGUUAAACACAUAAAUGUACUGUAUUUCUGUAAGUUAGCACAUUUCAGUUUAUACUGAGACUGUAUCAAGCGCCUGUCUUUUCCUGUCUUGCUAACUUGUGUGUGAUUGUCAGGGGAAGCUCUUCCCAUUUUUCUAAUUUUCCCAUUGUUUUAAUAAAGAGUGUGUCCCAGGUGA
Molecule: messenger RNA, 2412 nt
Organism: Micropterus dolomieu (smallmouth bass)
Lineage: Eukaryota; Metazoa; Chordata; Actinopteri; Centrarchiformes; Centrarchidae
Product: TLE family member 5-like
Exons: 7
Coding region: 393-1004 (203 amino acids)
Biological process (GO): negative regulation of canonical Wnt signaling pathway; regulation of DNA-templated transcription
Cellular component (GO): transcription regulator complex; nucleus
Molecular function (GO): transcription corepressor activity; protein binding
Source: RefSeq, a predicted model, not a curated record